Molecule: messenger RNA, 2098 nt
Organism: Dromaius novaehollandiae (emu)
Lineage: Eukaryota; Metazoa; Chordata; Aves; Casuariiformes; Dromaiidae
Gene: SPRYD3
Product: SPRY domain containing 3
Exons: 11
Coding region: 134-1408 (424 amino acids)
Molecular function (GO): protein binding
Source: RefSeq, a predicted model, not a curated record
GGAGGAGGAGGAGGAGGAAGCGCGGCGCGAGGUCCCGGAUGUGAGUGGGGCGGCGGGGCCGGGAGCCGGCCGGGAGCGCGGGCGUCCAUGGAGGGGGCGGGCGGGGCCGCGCCGGUUCACUGUCACCACCGGGAUGGAUGACUUAAACCUGCACUACAGGUUCCUGAACUGGCGGCGGCGGAUCCGGGAGAUCCGCGAGGUGCGAGCCGUCCGCUACCAGGAGCGCUUCAAGCACAUCCUCGUGGAUGGCGACACGCUCAGUUAUCACGGGAACUCGGGCGAAGUCGGCUGCUACGUCGCUCCGCGGCCCCUGACCAGAGACAACAACUACUUCGAGGUGUCCAUCGUGGACAGCGGCGUGCGCGGGACCAUCGCCGUGGGCCUCGUGCCUCAGUACUACAGCCUGGACCACCAGCCGGGCUGGCUGCCCGACUCCGUGGCGUACCAUGCCGAUGACGGGAAGCUUUACAGCGGCCGAGCCAAGGGCCGGCAGUUCGGCACCAAGUGCAGCUCCGGGGACCGCAUCGGCUGCGGCAUCGAGCUGGUCUCCUUCGAGGUGCAGACGGCCCAGAUCUUCUUCACGAAGAACGGGAAGAGGGUGGGCUCCACCAUAAUGCCGCUGUCCCCCGACGGGCUCUUCCCGGCCGUGGGCAUGCACUCGCUGGGCGAGGAGGUCCGGCUGCACCUCCACGCCGAGCUGGGCACCGAGGAGGAUGACAGCGUCAUGAUGGUGGACAGCUACGAGGACGAGUGGGGACGGCUGCACGACGUGAAGGUGUGCGGCACGCUCCUGGAGUACGUGGGCAAGGGCAAGAGCAUCAUCGACGUGGGGCUGGCCCAGGCCCGGCAGCCGCUCAGCACCCGCAGCCACUACUUCGAGGUGGAGAUCAUCGACCCCGGCGAGAAGUGCUACAUCGCCCUGGGGCUGGCCCGCAAGGAUUACCCGAAAAACCGGCACCCCGGCUGGAGCAGGGGCUCGGUGGCCUACCACGCUGACGACGGGAAGAUCUUCCACGGCAGCGGUGUCGGGGACCCCUUCGGGCCCCGCUGCUACAAGGGCGACAUCAUGGGCUGCGGCAUCAUGUUCCCCCGCGACUACAUCCUCGACAGCGAAGGGGACAGCGACGACACCUGCGACACGGCCGAGGUGAAGGCCAAGCCGCGCGGCGUCAGGAACGUCAUGUACCUGCACCAGGAGGAGGAGGAGGAGGAAGAGGAGGAGGAAGAUGACGGCGAGGACAUGGAGCAGGAGCACGAAGGCAAGAAGGUGGUGGUGUUCUUCACCCGCAACGGGAAGAUCAUCGGCAAGAAGGACGCGGUGGUGCCCGCCGGCGGGUACUUCCCCACCGUGGGCAUGCUGAGCAGCGGCGAGAAGGUCAAGGUGGACCUGCACCCGCUCAGCGGCUAGGCGGGGGGGCCGCGGGGGGGCUACGCGGGUGCCCCGCCGCCCUGCUGCCCCCCCCCCGUGCCCCCCGCCAGCCCUUCGCACUUUAACGCCUCUGCCCCGUGUCCCCCGGCCGUGGGGCACCCCCUUUUCCCCGGGGUUAUCGCGGGGGGGCACCAAUCCCCCCCCCCCGGGGCCCUCACUGCCUGCCCGUGCCCCUUUGCAAGGGCACUGGCCCCCUCUAGGUCACGGUUCCCCCCCCAGUGCCCCCCCCCCAGGGCACGGGGCAGAGUUAAGGGUCCCGAUUUGCCCCCCGCCACCCCCUUCAUGGUGUCACUGUUACCCCCCACCCCGAUUUUGUGAAUGUAAAAUGCCCCUCUGGGCCCCCCCAACCCCUCGAGGGGCAGUGCCCCCCCCCUCCUUCCCCAGGCACCCGCCCCUGCCCCUGCGGGGGGGGGACACGCUGCCUGGCCCCCCCCGGCCCUGUGCUAGGGGCAGGGCUGGGCCCCCCCGGGCAGGCGCUGAAAGAAGGAGGCUCCGAGACGGUUGUUUUCUCUGUUGGCAUUUGCACAUGGUCGGACAAGGAGGAGACGGGGGGGGGUCCUCGCGUCCCCCCCCCACAUCGUGAUAUAGCUCGGUGCCCCCCCCAUAUAUAAUAUAUAUAUAUUAGAGACGUCUGACUAAAGCUCAUAUAAAUCCUUUCUUACACAAAAA